This is a messenger RNA of Neocloeon triangulifer, 1617 nucleotides long. RefSeq names its product putative defense protein 3. Bases 1046 to 1507 code for a protein of 153 amino acids. The transcript is spliced from 7 exons. The record is from RefSeq and is a predicted model, not a curated record. NCBI's taxonomy places the organism in Eukaryota, Metazoa, Arthropoda, Insecta, Ephemeroptera, Baetidae. Gene Ontology annotation, molecular function: oxidoreductase activity, acting on metal ions.
AAAGGCCUAAUUUUCAGCAACCCGUCCAUAAGUUCACAUCUCCAAAAUGUUGAAGUUCGUUGUAUUGUGCUCUCUUUUGGUGCUUGGCGUUCGCGCCUCCCCUGGAGGUGCUCCGCUCUCUGCGUGCAAUAGCAUGUCACCUAUUCAUGGGGGAUCGGCGCAAACUGGCCCAGCGCCUUAUACUGUGACUGCAACUGCUAUCGACGGCCAAACUUUUGAAGUGUCCAUCGUAGCGGACGCUGGCGUCACUUUCAGAGGAUUUUUCAUUCAGGGCCGAUCUGUCGAUACUGACAACGCCGUUGGCUCAUUUGCUGCUGCUGCAGACGCAAAGAGCAUUGACUGUUUCUCCAAUCUGGAGUCCGCCUCAACUCAAAUAGAUAAUACUGACAAGUCAUCAGUUUCUGUUAUCUGGACUGCUCCUGCUUCUGGAGAAGCGGUGAACGUUGUUGCAACCGUUGUGCAAACCUUGAACACUUUCUGGGUGAAGAUUCCGGCAACAGUCGUUUAUUAAAUUAAAACACAACAUUUGCAAAUAAACACAAAUUUCAUACCCUUUUUUGUGUUUAAUAUGAUUUUUCUAUUAAAGACAUUUGAAAAAAUCUGGUUGAAAUAAGUUGUUUUUGGAAGAAAAUGAAUGCAAAUUAAAGAUAUAUAUUGUAAUACUUGAUGUGGUCGCAAUCACAAAAACUUAGAUCGCAUACAUGCUUGAGAAUAUUUGUUUUCUCAUAAAUAAUAUUUUACGACCUCGAGUUGAAGACGAUUGUGAACCCAAAAUUUCUUCCUAAGUGGUUCUCACAAAAGAUUUGUUAAAAUAUUUCUGUUUCGUCUGGACCCUCUUACUAGAGAUAUUAUAUUGAUAAUUAUGAAAGUUUAUAUAAUUCACUCUUGAGCCAAACUCCUAAGAUUUCAAAUAGUAGUUCUCAAAAGCGAUAAAAAAAACGUGGCACUAGACACUAGACGCAUAUUGUCUUAUCUUAUAAGCUAUGCCAAAAUAUAAAAAGCCUAGUUUCUAGGAAACUAGUGAUCAUAGGUUGACACCUCCAAAAUGAUGAAGUUUGUUGCAUUGUGCUCUCUCUUGGUGCUUGGAGUUCGCGCCCUUCCUGGAGGUGCACCGAUCACGGCAUGCAAUAGCAUGGCACCUGUUCAUGGAGGAUCGGCGCAGACUGGCCCAGCGCCGUACAAUGUGUCCGCCACUGCUAUUGACGCCCAAACUGUUCAAGUGUCCAUCGUAGCAGACGCUGGUGUCACUUUCAGAGGAUUUUUCAUUCAGGGCCGUUCUGUCGAUACUGACACCGCCGUUGGCUCAUUUGCUGCUGCUGCAGACGCAAAGAGCAUUGACUGUUUCUCCAAUCUGGAGUCUGCCUCAACUCACAUAGAUAGAACUGACAAGACAUCCGUGUCUGUUAUCUGGACAGCUCCUGCUUCUGGUGAAGCGGUGAACAUUUUUGCAAGCAUUGUGCAAACCGUGGACACCUACUGGGUGAAGAUUCCAGUACCCGUCGUUUAAAAAGUAUAUUAUUGACUCCUAAAACAAACAAAAUUGUUCGUCGAUCGUUUUGUUCUACAAUUAUGCUGUUUACUAAACUUUUCAUAUUUAACAAUUUUAAAAUACAUACA